GUGACAGGAGUCGGCGGAUGCAAGGGCUGGCGCAGCUGCCGCUGUGGCAGCGGUGAGGCGGCGUUGGCGGCUGCGGUGGCUCCGCUGUCGGGAUAUUGGCCGCAGCAGCUGCGUGCUGAGCUGCGCUCUGUAGACACGGUGCAUGGUGCGGGAUCCCGGAACGGCGCGUAAGAUGCAUCUGAUGGAGCAGAGAAGCAUCCCUGGCCCCGUGGCUUUGAACAGGAGCUCAAGCCGGAGACCCUUAAAAGCCCUGGCCAUCGCAUCCUGAAGACUGCAGGACCGGGGAACAUGGCCGUGAGCUUAGAUGACGAUGUGCCGCUCAUCCUGACCUUGGACGAGGGUGAGAGUGCCCCACUGGCUCCUUCCAACGGCCUGGCCCAAGAGGAGCUGCCCAGCAAAAAUGGGGGCAGCCGCAGCAUCCAGGACUCCCAGGUUCCCAGUCUGGUCUCCCAGGUCGACAGGUCCCCCUCCAGUCCUCCUGGACACAACUGGGAGAUGAAUUAUCAAGAGGCAGCAAUCUACCUCCAGGAAGGCCAGAACAAUGACAAGUUCUUCACACACCCCAAGGAUGCCCGAGCGUUGGCCGCCUACCUCUUCGCACACAACCACCUCUUCUACCUGAUGGAGCUGCUCACAGCCCUGCUCCUGCUGCUGCUGUCGCUGUGCGAGUCACCCGCUGUCCCUGCUCUCCGGCUCGGCAUCUACGUCCACGCCACCCUGGAGCUGUUCGCCCUCAUGGUGGUGGUGUUUGAACUAUGCAUGAAGUUGCGCUGGCUGGGCUUCCACACCUUCGUCCGGCACAAACGCACCAUGGUCAAGACAUCUGUCCUGGUGGUGCAGUUCAUUGAGGCUAUCGUGGUGCUGGUGCGGCAGACGUCCCACGUGCGGGUGACCCGGGCACUACGCUGCAUUUUCCUGGUGGACUGUCGGUACUGUGGCGGAGUGCGGCGCAACCUGCGCCAGAUCUUCCAGUCAUUGCCUCCUUUCAUGGACAUCCUCCUGUUGCUGCUCUUCUUCAUGAUCAUCUUUGCCAUCCUGGGUUUCUACUUAUUUUCCACUAACCCUUCUGACCCAUACUUCAACACCUUGGAGAACAGCAUUGUCAACCUGUUCGUUCUUCUCACCACAGCCAACUUUCCAGACGUGAUGAUGCCCUCCUACUCCCGGAACCCGUGGUCCUGCAUCUUCUUCAUUGUGUACCUCUCCAUCGAGCUGUACUUCAUCAUGAACCUGCUCCUGGCCGUGGUGUUCGACACCUUCAAUGACAUCGAGAAGCGCAAGUUCAAGUCUCUGCUGCUGCACAAGCGAACUGCCAUCCAGCACGCCUACCGCCUGCUUGUCAGCCAGCGGAGGCCGGCCGGCAUUUCCUAUAGACAGUUUGAAGGCUUGAUGCGCUUCUACAAGCCCCGAAUGAGUGCCAGAGAACGCUUCCUGACUUUCAAGGCCCUGAAUCAGAGCAACACUCCUCUGCUCAGCCUGAAGGACUUCUAUGAUAUUUACGAAGUUGCUGCUCUCCAGUGGAAGGCAAAGAAGAACAGACAGCAUUGGUUUGAUGAGCUUCCCCGGACGGCCUUCCUUAUCUUUAAAGGAAUUAACAUCCUUGUGAAGUCCAAGGCCUUCCAGUAUUUCAUGUACUUGGUGGUAGCUGUCAACGGGGUGUGGAUCCUGGCAGAGACAUUCAUGUUGAAAGGUGGGAAUUUCAUCUCGAAGCAUGUGCCCUGGAGUUACCUUGUGUUUCUCACCAUCUAUGGAGUUGAACUGUUCAUGAAGGUGGCUGGCCUGGGUCCUCUGGAGUACCUGUCCUCUGGAUGGAACUUGUUCGAUUUCUCGGUCACCACAUUUGCCUUCCUGGGACUGCUCGCACUGACUCUCAACAUGGAGCCCUUCUAUUUCAUCGUGGUCCUACGUCCCCUUCAGCUGCUCAGGUUAUUUAAACUGAAGAAACGCUAUCGCAAUGUGCUGGACACCAUGUUUGAGCUGCUGCCACGCAUGGCCAGCCUCGGCCUCACACUGCUCACCUUCUACUAUUCCUUCGCCAUUGUGGGCAUGGAGUUCUUCAGCGGGCGACUGUACCGCAACUGCUGCAACUCCAGCACAGUGGCUGAUGCCUACCGAUUUAUCAACCACACGGUGGACAAUAAGACCAAGAUAGAGGAUGGCUACUACUAUCUCAAUAAUUUUGACAACAUCCUCAACAGCUUUGUGACCUUGUUUGAGCUCACAGUUGUCAACAAUUGGUAUAUCAUCAUGGAAGGUGUCACCUCACAGACCUCCCACUGGAGUCGCCUGUACUUCAUGACCUUCUAUAUCGUGACCAUGGUGGUGAUGACCAUUAUCGUGGCCUUUAUCUUGGAGGCCUUCGUCUUCCGCAUGAACUACAGCCGCAAGAGUCAGGACUCGGAAGUGGACAAUGGCAUCGUCAUCGAGAAGGAAAUAUCCAAGGAGGAGCUGCUGGCCAUCCUGGAGCUUUAUCGUGAGGUGCGAGGUGCCUCCUCUGACAUCACCCGGCUGCUUGACACCCUCUCUCAGAUGGAGAAAUACCAGCAAAAUUCCUUGGUGUUUCUGGGACGGAGAUCAAGAACCAAAAGUGACCUGAGCUUGAAGAUGUACCAGGAGGAGAUCCAGGAGUGGUACGAGGAGCAUGCCCGGGAGCAGGAGAUGCAGCAGCAGCAGCUUAGGGGCAGCGUGCCUGGCCCCACCACCCAGCAGCCUCCUGGCAGUCGCCAGCGUUCCCAGACUGUCACCUAGCCGGGCCCCGUGGAGCCAGCUCUUCUAUGCAAUAACCCCACAGUAUUAUGUACUACCACGUAUGGAACCCGUGUGUAUGCAGACACACUCAUAUAUGCACAUACUUAACAGACAGAAAAAGACUAGCCGGGACUGGUUUGAACCGCCUUGCUCUGUCUUUCUGAGCUUCAGAAGUCGGCUUGGGCUAGAGGACCAGGCCUGACUGAGCUCUUCCUACCAUGGAAAUCUCUGGAAGCCCUCUUCUCCAGAAGCUCCUUAAACAGGCUGUGCCAUCUCAGCAAUGCCAGCUUCCUGGGGACACCAGGUGGGCCCUUCCUGCUGCUGCCUCGGGCCCCAUCCCUGCAGUGUCCCCAGUAGUCCCCACACCCGUCACAGGUGUCCGUGUCUGGUAUUCGGGACAAAACCACUAGGAAGAAACCCCACUGCCUGCAGGACAGCAGUGUCUGUGGGUGAUGGAAGUGUCUGUGGGAGCAGUGUCUGUGGGACGGGUGCCUGGGAUGCAAUGGGAAGCCAGGCCCAGCAGGAGGCCCCAGGAAUUUGACCGAGGGUAAACCGUGUCCCUUCUGGGAGUCACUUCUUCAGCAGAGUUCAUUUGAGCCGGUGCUGAAGGCUGGGGAGGGAGCCACAGCCCAGGAUCCCUCACUGCCCAUCACUGCAGCCUGGCGCCACCGCACCAUGGACUCUGAGGCACAAGGAGGACUGGCCUCCCCAAGGCUCUCAUAAACUAGGUGGGUUGGGGAGGAGGGUCAGGUAAGCAUUCAGCCACCUCCACCUCCUGUGGUCACUUCAUCCCACUGUUGUGUCCAUCAAGGGGUAAGGUACAGAGCAGGCAGGCAGGCUUGGGGAGAGCUGGGAAAGUGUCUCCUACCUCCUGGCACCUCCAGCUAACCUGGCCUUCCAUGCCUGUUGCUUCUUGGGACUCAGAAUGGGCAGGCAUAGGUCCUUUCAUGUUCUCGCAGCUGCAGGAGACAGAGCUAGGCCCAGCACCCCACUCAGCUAGCUGAUCCUGGGGCCAAGCUGGAAAGCGGGUGUUUUCACUCUGAAUAAAGCACAGCCCCCCUGGGAAAACCACUGCUUCCCACAAGCAGUCAAGAGACUGGUAGCAUCCCCUUAACUCUGAAAGGCUCUUUGCCUCCACUGGAGCCCAGCCUGGACUCCCGAGCCCUCUCUCCAGAGAAGUAGCUUCAUUUGCAUAGCUGGGUGCCUUAGUUUUUGUGUAUGGGCAUUUUGGAAGCAAAAAGAGGGGAGGCCUCUACAGAGGGCCUAGGGCCUCUGAGCAUCCUGGUCCUAGGCCUUCCUCUACCCCAGGAAUUGUUAAGCACCCCUUAGCGUAGGGGAGAAGGGCCCAGGUGUGGGGACCAGUCUGGGGCCUAAUAUGAGGUACCAGAACCCCUUGGGUUUAGCACAUACCAGCCAGGCACCAAACCCCACCCAGUCAUGUAGACUGGGGACACCUAUCCCCAUAGGGUCACCUUGGGCACACCAAGCUGACUCUCAAACUUGCUAAGCAGGGGCCAGAUGGCUGUGAUCCAGGCUGUGAGCUGAGAUGCCCUGGGACCCUGUCUAGCCCAGAUGCCCUUCCCUCAGUUCAGCUGAGUAGGGACUGGGGCUCAGUCACAGCGUAGCAGGGGUAGCUAUGGAACCAUGUUCUUCCCCUCCCCCACCCCAGCCUUACUCCACACCAUGCAGACAAUCAUUUUGUACGGAUCAGGAGCCACGUCAGAAGGUUUUAUACAAUGAUUUGCUACCUGGAAGCCCACUGUGCCCAGAUUUCUGGUGUGUCAAUAAACAAGCCUCUGCUUUGUA
Molecule: messenger RNA, 4554 nt
Organism: Alexandromys fortis (reed vole)
Lineage: Eukaryota; Metazoa; Chordata; Mammalia; Rodentia; Cricetidae
Gene: Tpcn1
Product: two pore segment channel 1
Exons: 28
Coding region: 289-2748 (819 amino acids)
Biological process (GO): monoatomic ion transport; transmembrane transport
Cellular component (GO): lysosomal membrane; endosome membrane
Molecular function (GO): voltage-gated channel activity; monoatomic ion channel activity
Source: RefSeq, a predicted model, not a curated record